Molecule: messenger RNA, 1785 nt
Organism: Hevea brasiliensis (rubber tree)
Lineage: Eukaryota; Viridiplantae; Streptophyta; Magnoliopsida; Malpighiales; Euphorbiaceae
Product: probable protein phosphatase 2C 76
Exons: 10
Coding region: 477-1523 (348 amino acids)
Biological process (GO): protein dephosphorylation
Cellular component (GO): nucleus; cytosol
Molecular function (GO): protein serine/threonine phosphatase activity; cation binding
Source: RefSeq, a predicted model, not a curated record
CAAAUCACUGUCCCUCUCUCUCUCUCUCUCUCUCUAGGUUUUCAAAUUCCUUUAGCUACUAGAGAGAGAGUUUUCAGCUGAUUCAAAAAAGUAGAUUCAGAUCCUCUACUUUCGAACCAGAUCAUAACUCGGAUCCGAUUCCCCUCAAAAACUCGCGGAUUUUUCAACCAGAGAUCCGUAAUUUUUUGAAUAAUUUUCCAUUUUUAUUUCAAGGGAAACUUCUCUCUCUCUAUAUAUAUCUUUUAAGCUCUUUAUUAUGUUUUGAUUUGUCAGCUUUAUGAGCCUAGUAGAUUAAAAGGGAACAUCUGGUAUCGUUUGGCAAUAUUUUUAAUCGUUGAGAGAAAUGCUGAUUCAAGCAAUAAAUGAACAAUUCACGUUGAAAAAAGAAAAAAAAAUUCCUUCACUUGCACCGGAUACAACAUAGCUAUUUAUUUGGGUUAGAGAUCUGGCAUUGAAGGCCAGACUGCUCUAUUUAGAUGAUAUGCAACGCCAGCAUAAGGAGUGUGAUUGCUCAAGGAGGAAUAUUAUCCAAAACAAGGUCGCAGUUGAGCAAUAUCAGGAGUUUACAUGCAGGUCUCCACCUAAGUUAUACGUUAAAACCUGAGUUGUCAAUGAAUCUAAGUAUGAUGGUCGAUUCGGACUCAACGGCAAAACGGGGACCUGUUGUUGAUGUGUUCCCAGAGAGAGAUGAUGAUGGUGGAUAUGUUAGUGGAGGUUGGAAAAGUGAAGAUGGCAAACUGAGUUGUGGAUAUUCAAGUUUCAGGGGAAAGAGAGCCACGAUGGAGGAUUUCUAUGAUAUUAAAAAUACAAAGAUUCAUGGUCAAAGAGUCUCCAUGUUUGCAAUCUUUGAUGGUCAUGGUGGUUCCCGUGCUGCUGAGUAUUUGAAGGAGCACCUGUUCGAUAAUCUGAUAAAGCAUCCACAAUUCAUGGAAAAUACAAAACUGGCUAUAAGUGAAACAUAUCAACAAACUGAUGUGGACUUCUUGGACUCUGAAAAGGAUACCUACCGUGAUGAUGGAUCUACUGCUUCAACAGCUGUAUUAGUUGGUAACCAUUUAUAUGUUGCCAAUGUUGGAGAUUCACGAACUGUGAUAUCAAAAGCUGGGAAAGCAAUUCCUCUCUCUGAAGAUCAUAAACCAAACAGAAGUGAUGAAAGGAAGAGAAUUGAAAGUGCUGGGGGAGUUGUAAUGUGGGCAGGCACCUGGAGGGUAGGAGGUGUAUUAGCUAUGUCACGUGCUUUUGGUAACCGCAUGUUGAAGCAAUUUGUUGUAGCAGAACCUGAGAUACAGGAUCUGAAAAUAGAUGAAGAAUUUGAAUUGCUUGUGCUUGCAAGUGAUGGACUUUGGGAUGUUGUACCCAACGCGGAUGCCGUUUCAAUUGCUAGAACAGAAGAAGAACCUGAGGCAGCAGCCAGAAAAUUAACAGAGGCUGCUUUUACGCGUGGCAGUGCAGACAACAUAACAUGCAUUGCGGUGAGAUUCCAUCACGACAAAGCAGAUCCAGCCAAUGCCCAGAGCAAUUAGAAACUGGUAUAUAUGGUGCAUGUGUAGAUUUAUUGGUGCUUAGGCAAAAUCUAAUUUUGCAAUCUGGGCAUGCAUGACAACUGAAUGUGCAUAUGGAGGAGUUCAUUUGUUUAUUCAUUGUUUUGUUUCUUAAUAUACUCAUGUAUGCAGAACAUGGACUCAAGUGUCCUGUUUUAUUCCAAACUCGUUCAUACAUCUGUAUGUCUACCUUACUGGUUUUAAAUUUCAUGUAAUAAAAGGUGUUUAGUGUCGUCUUUCCUUC